Messenger RNA from Castor canadensis (American beaver), 334 nucleotides. RefSeq names its product bone gamma-carboxyglutamate protein (gene Bglap). The record is from RefSeq and is a predicted model, not a curated record. Gene Ontology annotation, biological process: osteoblast differentiation; regulation of cellular response to insulin stimulus; bone development. NCBI's taxonomy places the organism in Eukaryota, Metazoa, Chordata, Mammalia, Rodentia, Castoridae. Gene Ontology annotation, cellular component: extracellular region. Gene Ontology annotation, molecular function: calcium ion binding; hydroxyapatite binding; structural constituent of bone.
AUGAGGGCCCUCAUUCUGCUUGCCCUACUGGCCCUGGCCACACUCUGCCUCACUGGCUGGACAGAUGCGAAGCCCAGCGGUGCAGAGUCCGGCAAAGGUUCAGCCUUUACAUCCAAGCAGGAGGGCAGCGAGAUGGUGAAGAGACUCAAGCGCUACCUGGACCAUGGCCUGGGAGCUCCAGCCCCCUACCCAGAUCCCCUGGAGCCCAGGAGGGAAGUGUGUGAGCUCAACCCCAACUGUGACGAGCUGGCUGACCACAUUGGCUUCCAGGAGGCCUAUCAACGCUUCUAUGGCACGGCCUAGGGCGUCUCCAUGCGGCACAGCUCUAGCUCUG